UACCACGUCAACGACACCGAGCUCAUAUCUCGCUUCGCCGGCUUGAUCAGGUCCUUCAAACCCAAGCCGCUCGUAAUCUUCAGCGGCGAUGUCUUCUCACCUUCCUUGGAGGCGUCCGUCCUAAAGGGAGAGCACAUGGUUCCAUUCUUGAACCACCUCAACGUCGAUGUAGCCUGUUACGGGAACCAUGACUUUGAUUUUGGGGAAACGCGACUCGUAGAACUGUCACGCAAAGUGCACUUUCCCUGGGUCCUAUCCAACGCAACUAGACUGACUGAGGACGGCGAUGUCCCGAGCGAGCCUCUUGCCUGUGGUGAGCGGUAUACCAUCAGGACAGUGCAGGGGUACAAGGUCGGAUUUAUUGGCUUGGCUGGGACGUAA
This is a messenger RNA of Aspergillus novofumigatus IBT 16806, 381 nucleotides long. RefSeq names its product putative nucleotidase. Lineage: Eukaryota; Fungi; Ascomycota; Eurotiomycetes; Eurotiales; Aspergillaceae. Gene Ontology annotation, biological process: nucleotide catabolic process. Gene Ontology annotation, molecular function: hydrolase activity. The transcript has 2 exons. The record is from RefSeq and is a predicted model, not a curated record. The annotation marks the transcript as partial.